Phaedon cochleariae (mustard beetle) is the source of this 6525-nucleotide messenger RNA. Lineage: Eukaryota; Metazoa; Arthropoda; Insecta; Coleoptera; Chrysomelidae. The record is from the annotation of a GenBank genome assembly.
AUAAAUAAUUUUCGUAACGUUGUAAAACAUCGCGAACAAUAUACUUUUACCCAAUGUAGAGAGUGCUUAAAAUGAAUGUAAAUAAUCACAGGGUAUGAAAAUCAAUUGAUCUAAAGCGUUUGGUGCAUGAAUAACCAGCUGACAGCGGGUGAAAAUGCCUGGACUCGCUUGGCAGUUUCGUUCUCCUAACAUUUCGUUGACAUAAUAUCAAAUGUUUUAAGUGAUUUUCAUCAUAAAAUUAAAAUAUUUAUUUGAUUCUUGGGGAAUUCGCUUACGAAAACGUAAAAUUUCGAGUGAAUUUUGGGCGUAUGAGCAUUGGGCGUGCUCUGACUUAUAAGCACACACCUUGUUGAGUAGUGAUCAUUCAUAAAUUUGAAAACCGAAGAACUAUAAAUAUAGUCCAAUGGAUAUAUAAACUGUGCAUUUCAAUUUUGGAAAUAAAAGGAUAGUGAAAUGAAGUGUAAUCAGUGUACCCUAUUGUAAAUAGUGUUAGAUCAUUGUUAUUAUUGCAUACCUAACUACUUAUUAUUGGGCACCAGGAUGUCGACGACGGCUUUCGUUGAUAGAAUUGAUCCUUUUGCAAAACGGUCCCUCAAAAAGAAGACCAAAAAGUCACAAGGCAGUUCUAGGUAUCGCAAUUCUCAAGAUGUGGAGCUUCAGCCUCUGCCUCUUCUCAAAGAUGUGCCAGCUUCUGAACAGGAGGACUUGUUUAUGCGAAAACUCAGACAGUGCUGUGUGGCUUUCGAUUUCAUGGAUCCAGUUGCAGAUCUGAAAGGGAAAGAAGUGAAAAGAUGUACUCUCAAUGAACUAGUUGAUUACAUCACUGGAGGUAGAGGGGUCCUUACUGAACCUGUCUAUCCAGAAAUCAUCAAAAUGAUAUCCGCAAAUCUCUUUCGGACAUUGCCUCCAAGUGAAAACCCAGACUUUGAUCCUGAAGAAGAUGACCCAACACUGGAGGCAAGUUGGCCCCACCUUCAGCUGGUUUAUGAGUUUUUCUUGAGAUUCUUGGAGAGCUCGGACUUCCAGCCUACAAUUGGAAAACGGGUGAUCGACCAGAAGUUUGUACUCCAAUUACUUGAGUUAUUCGAUUCCGAAGAUCCUAGAGAACGCGACUUCCUCAAAACUGUUCUGCAUCGCAUAUAUGGAAAAUUUCUAGGUCUCAGAGCCUUCAUCCGAAAACAGAUUAACAAUAUUUUUUUGAGGUUUGUGUAUGAGACUGAACAUUUCAACGGUGUGGGAGAGCUCCUGGAAAUCCUAGGUUCCAUUAUAAAUGGUUUCGCACUGCCUUUGAAGGCUGAACACAAACAGUUCCUCGUGAAGGUACUCAUCCCUUUGCAUAAGGUCAAGUGCCUAUCUCUGUAUCAUGCGCAGCUAGCCUAUUGCGUCGUUCAGUUCUUGGAAAAGGACCCCAAUUUGACCGAACCCGUUGUUAGAGGAUUGCUCAAAUAUUGGCCCAAGACAUGUAGUCAGAAGGAGGUGAUGUUUCUAGGAGAGAUUGAGGAAGUUCUGGAUGUCAUAGAACCUUCCCAAUUCACAAGAAUUCAGGAACCCUUAUUCAGGCAGAUAUCUAAGUGUGUUUCCAGUCCACAUUUCCAGGUUGCAGAGCGGGCUUUGUACUUCUGGAACAACGAGUAUAUAAUGUCUCUGAUGGAGGAGAACAACAAUGUUAUCAUGCCAAUUAUGUUUCCAGCGCUUUAUCGAAUAUCUAAGGAACAUUGGAACCAAACCAUAGUCGCACUUGUUUACAAUGUGCUCAAAACAUUCAUGGAAAUGAAUUCGAAAUUAUUUGAUGAACUAACGGUCAGUUACAAGGCAGAAAGACAAAAAGAGAAGAAACGUGAGAAAGAACGUGAUGAGUUGUGGAAGAAGCUGGCUGAGCUGGAAAUAUCUCAUAAGAGUCCUUCUGCUCUUCAACAUAACAGUAACCCCUCCAGUAAAAAGUGAUGAAGUAGUUGUGAGUCCAGCGUCGCCUGUCUGUCACGCUAACCACUUUUCCGGUAAGUAAGACACUGCGCAGGUGACAAGUUUCCCCUUCAGCGUCUCAAAAAGGAGCCAAGCUUCACAUCGCAAGGCUAAAUGACCUUGGUCUCCACGUCAGUUACGUUUGCAGUUUUUGCACUGUUCAUGUGUUGAACUAUUCAUGUAGCAUAUUUUUAAGUUACUAAAACUGCUAGUCUAUUUUUUUGUGAACUGUACAUAUGGAUAUCGAUUUAAUGAGAGUUUGUUUUUGUAAAAUUUUACCACAUUAAAGUAAUAGAUCGACUCAAUGUUUCUGAAUAUCUGCACUAAGUUUUAGUUCAGUGACUGUAAGUUUGUAUUGAACUUUAUUGAUGUAGUCGAAGCACAAAACAUUUUAGCCUUCAGAAAAUUUUUCUUUAGGAAUGGUAGUCCGAGUUAUCGUUUGAUUGAUUAAAUAAAUUCAUAGAGAUAUUAAUAAAAGUCUGUAAACAUAAUAGUGCAUCUUGAAAUAUAUAUUCUAUAAUAAUUAUUAUUAUAAUGACAUCAUGUUAGAUGCCUGGCAAUAUUUAGAAAAAAUAUAUAUUUUUUCUUUAUGAGUGGAAUAUAUUUUCAUGGGUAACAUACUAAAUUACCCAUGGGCAAUGAAAACAGCAGAUAAUGAUCGAAUGAAGUCCAUUCAUAUUCUGUAUUUCGUUUCAGAAUUUUCACUUUUACAUUAUGCGAAAAUGUUAGAUUUUCUUGGAGGAUCCUACAUUGUCCAAAGAAGGUCUUCUGGAAUAAACAAAAAAAAAUACUGGGUGGUCCACUGAAAACUAUCCACCGUUGAUAACUUCCAGACAAAUGAUUUCAGAGAAAACUGCCGGGACUGACUGGAAUGAAAUAUCACAUACUUCAGCACCCUACUUCCCUUUGUAAGUUAAAUAUGGAAGAGGAGUCGUGUCAUACAUCAUUGUAAACGUAAUUCAAUUCUGACACCAGCACUGCAAGGUUUUGACCGGUUGGACUGGUUCAGUUUUUUUAUUAUUUCUUUCUUUCACAUAAUCAGAUCCACAAAAAUAGAGCUUGUAGAGGAUCCAAUAUUCCAUUGAUUAGUAUCCUGAUUUUUCUAAAUGUGAUACAAUUACUUAUAAGUAAGUAAUUCAAUAACUACCCCGUACUCAAUACAUAAAAAGUAAUUAGAGAAAUAUGAAAAAAAAAAAUAAAAUGUAGAGCUGUACGAUGAAUUGUUAUUCAUCAUACAGGGCGUGGAAAUAAAUUCUGAAUUGAGAAAACCCAAUCAAAAAAUAAGUCACGAAAUAUUACACAUAGAACAACUUAUUACAACACACAUUGUCAUUUCAGGUCGUUAUUUAGAAAAAAAUCAAAAUGUUAAUGAAUACCAUGUAGGUACAAAAUGGAUUAUCAAUGACUCCCAGGCAGUAAUAGAACCUGUUUUCUUCAGGAAAACAGUUCUCUUACAAUUACCUGACAUUUCCUCAUCAAUAUCAUUUCCAAAUUGUUUAGUUCAAUUGGUUGAGUUUUAUAUGUAACUGAUUUCGAAUUAGCCCAUAGAAAAAAAACAUUCCGUGUCAAGUCCGGUGAGCAAGCUAGCCAUUUUCUCAUCUUUAGUUUGAAAUGGGGUGGUGUUCAUGCAACUUGUUGGGAAGAACGAUUAUCUGUCAGUAGAUUUGGAUUGCCAUUAUCGUUGUGGCGCAUUCACCAUCAUCUAUAAUGAGUAGUUUUUUUUGCAAAAUAAAUCAUACCAUCUCAAUUACUCUAGAUAACUCGGUCCAAAUCAACGAUUGAAAAUGGAGAAUUAAUAAUAAAUGCAAAGCUAGCACCAGCAAUUCAUCGAACAUUAUAGGCAUUUCCUAUAGAUAGAUAUCCUAGAGAUAAAACAAAAUAAUAAGUUCAAGAUGCAGAAAAAAAUUAUAAAUAGUUCCUGUCUGGAAGUUCAUGGAGGUCAUUUUCCAUAACUCAUUUCCUACAUAUUCUCUCAUAAUUCAAAAAACUAUCAAUUGAACUCGAAUGAAUCGAGAACGCCUUGAUCAAAUUUAAAAAAUCUUGAAUUGCUGGUGUCCGCAUUGUGUUAGCUCUACAAUGUUGCAUGACACGAGUCGUAUUCCCUAUUGAAUCAACAUAGGAGAUUGUUCUGGGGAGUAUGGGGAUGAGUUUGUGAUAACGCUUUCAUGUUGAAUGGUGUCACUGUUCAAACAAACUUUGACGUGUCUACUUGAUGGUCAUCAGUGAACCACCCGGUAUAUUUUAUAGUGUACCCCAUUUACGACUGAAGCGCCCUUAUGGAAAUUACACACACUACAACCAAUGUUAUGAUAAGCUGUUAUUUCAUAUUAUUUUGACGUUGAUGAAUAUUAGUCAAUGAAUUUUGAGAUCAUGCUUAUUGAUGACCUCUAAAUCCAGUGGUAGGAUCAAAAUUUCUCAAAAAAUCGCUUACGAUAUUGGACCGUUUUUGACAUGUGAAAAUAUUGUAGCAUGCACUGGAAACUGAUUUUUUUUGAGUUUCUGGUGCUCUUGCUGCUGAAAUCGAUUGUAAAAUCACACUGUAUAUCACGAACAAACAAAACAAUGAUUUGGAAGUUUCAGUAACCGAGAUAAAAAAGUUUGUGGUACAAUUUGUUUGUGCUAGCAACUAGGAACAGAAAUUGGAAACUUAAAAGGGGGAACAAGUUUUUAACAAAAAGACUUAUUCACUGAUGUUGAAAGAGCUGUAGACUAUCAAUAGACUGAAAAAUGUGAAACACAAAUAUGGUGAAAACGUUAUUCGGAAUUCAGCUGACCUUUUGAUACUGCACCAACAUUAUUCAUGCUUCAAAUUUUUUCCCCUAUAUUUUCAAAUAUAUUACAUAUCGAGAUGGAUAACAUCUCAUUGCUGUAAAUCUCAAGACAGUAAUUGAACUUUUCAGCUUAGAAAGUAUAAUAUUUUAUCAACAAGCAUUUUGAUCCAUUUGCAAUGUUUGUUGUCCCUAACCUAACACAAAGGCACAAUUCAACGUCGAGGCUUUUUGAUGAUGAUUGGUAAUGAAUGUGAGCUAAUUUCGUACCUUCAAAUAAAUGAACAAAGAUUGACAUCUGAUAUUAAAGGUCAUAUCAUACUAGUGCCAGAAGAGCCAGAUUUUUUCCUCGAAUGUUUACAUGGAAUGAAAUUAAUACCAUUUUCUACUCGUGGCAGUAGCUCGAACUUUCUCCGCACAAUGUUUUUAACACAUUGAGUGUAUAAUUUCAGUCCAGUAAAAACUGGUAAAGGUAUACAUUUUACUGCCUCUUGUCUAAGAAUAACCUAUCAAAAAUUAAAUGCUUAAUUUAGAACGCCUAUUUUUAUAGUAUUGCCUUGAGACCCUAGAGUACCUUGUUGGUGAUGUGAUAGUUUUGGUAUUAUAUAGAGUAGUCACCAGUGGCUUUAGCACUACCAGCGCCCUGGCCGAGAUUUCGACGGCGCUCCCUUACUGCAAUUCAAUUCCACACGAGGCAAUGGGUAUGAUGAAAUGAGAAUUCAUUUAAAAAAAUGACCAUUCAUUUAAAAAAAAAGGAAUUUCACUUUUCUAGUCUCUUUAUUGGCGAACUCUCUUAUUGUGUUAUCAAAGUCGAUGUAUUCAUCAAUUUCAUUUUCGAUUGACAAACUUGGCAACUAGAUCAACAUAUUGUCGAUCGCAGAUAGGUUUUUAUCAGCUUGAGCUUAGAAAAACUCCUUUUCCCACUAGCAACCGUUACGGUUAUAUAUAGUCAAUAAUAUUCGCAAUGCUAUCCAUUCGUUUGUAACCACAGUCGGGAAUAGUAUAUUGUUGUACGAGCACGGAAUGAUGUGAUUUCCCACGAGAAUUAAGAGGCGAAUGCUGCAAUCAUUCCAGUUGAAAAUUAUACAGUUAUACACUUUAAAUUUUCUACAGCUGUUGUAAGAGAUAACAGCGACAUUUGAUUUCCUCUCAAGGAAUACUCAUCUAUUAGACAGAGCUGUCAUUUCUUGAAAUUUGACAUUCCGUGGGCGAUAAGAUUUUUUUGAAAUAAUUACACAAUGGAGUCAUUGUGAUACCAGAUACGGAAAUAAAAUUGAUGUCAUGCAAAGUACCUCAAUGAUGUAUCGAACACAGUAAAACAAGAGCCGUUUUGUGUUAUAGCCGUAGAAAAAAGAUUUCAGGCUUAGGUGAGUUCAUCACACAACAUACAACCAUCUAUAUCUGAUUGAGAGUCAACAGUUGAUUUUAAUUGGAGAUCACUUUGUCGAAGGUCGGGUUCUUUCGGAAUCUGUUUUAUAUUGUAUAAAAAAGACCAAGAUUCUGAGUACUCAUUUAGCUGUUAGCUUUUAGAGCUUGUAUUUCUAUAUUCUAACAAGAAAGUGCAGCAUAUUUUCAGCAUUUCUGUGCAUUUACUAAGAUCCACCAACGACAUUAAUUUGAAAAAUUUUGGGGAAUUUACGAGUAAGUAGGCCUCGCUCAAUGAGCGAGAAGAUAAAAAGGAGCGCCCUACCCUAAAGCCGUUGCCGCUACUGGUAGUUAUUUUGACAAACAAUGGUAGAAAAUAAAAACAAAAUCUUCACAUGAAAAUCAUUUUGAAACAAAUCAUCUGUGUUUG